Molecule: messenger RNA, 1633 nt
Organism: Schizosaccharomyces octosporus yFS286
Lineage: Eukaryota; Fungi; Ascomycota; Schizosaccharomycetes; Schizosaccharomycetales; Schizosaccharomycetaceae
Product: NUP37 family WD repeat protein
Exons: 3
Coding region: 318-1535 (405 amino acids)
Cellular component (GO): protein phosphatase type 2A complex; nuclear pore outer ring
Molecular function (GO): protein binding; protein phosphatase regulator activity
Source: RefSeq, a predicted model, not a curated record
AUAUUUUUAAAGCAAUAGAAUGUAUUAUUGUGUGUAAUUUGAACAUUUGAUUGUAUUGAGUAGAAUGAUGAAGAAACAUAUAAAUGAACCAUAGGAAGAAGGGAAGGUAAGUAAAAGUAGGAAACUGUAAACUACGCGUUAGGGAAAUUUGACGGAAGUAGGAACAUUGGUAUUUUUGUCAAUAAUUCUUUGGUUUAUUAUUAUUGACGUUUCUUUUCUUUUAUUACUUUGGAGUGCGAAAUACCAAGCACCUUUGAAAACUUUUGAGACCCGCUUACUUUUUCCAACGCUUGUGCUUGUUGUCUUUUAUUUUUAGGAUGGCGUUUUCGUCAAACUCUUUAGAGCUCACUUUGGGAAAUCGUCCUUUUACUGCAACUUGGUGUCCUGCUUCAUCCAGUUGCUCCAAUUUGCUAGCUAUAGGGCAUGAUACUGGUAUAACCAUUUAUAAGGCUAGGGAACACUCAAACGGGGAACUGUCGACAAAAGAUCUGGUCAGACUUUAUACUAUACAUAUAGGCUUGCCUGUUUUGAAGCUGGCAUUCUCCGCGAAUUGCACAUUUACAGAAAAUGACAAAGAAGUAAAGCCGCAUCAGGAUAAUGAGAAGGAAGAGCUGUCGGAAAACACGGAGAAAACCGAGUACACAUUAUGUUUUGCAUGUGUAUGCCAGGAUAACACAGUACGUCUAGUCGUUGCUCGUAACGACUCAAUAAUAACUCAGCAUGUUUUGGGAGGGAAAUCUGGGCAUCACAGUUUCGUAAAUGCCAUUAGCAUUGUUGAUGUAUACUCUGCAGAUAAUAAACUUGCAGAGCAAGUGAUUGCCUCCGUUGGUGAUGACAACACAUUAAUCAUCUGGCGACUUACUGACAAUGGCCCUAUUCUUGCCGGUUAUCCUCUUUCUUCUCCUGGUGUUAGUGUUGAAUUUCACCCUUCAAAUCCCAAUCAUUUGCUCGUUGGCGAAAAGUCUGGAAAUAUACGAGUCUUCGAUUGGACGAACCCUCCUGACUAUGCUGACGAAAUGAUGGAUCCAGACGUUUCAGAUCAACUCACAUCAACCACACCAUGGCUGUAUACGUUGAAUGUUUCCCAAGUUGUUCAUAGCUAUCGAAAUGCCGCGUUAGCGUCAACUUUAGCAAACGCCCAUUGGGUCGGUUCCGGUGGCAGCAGUAUCCUAGCUGUAUGUAGAAGUGGUGCUUGGUUGCGCUGGGACCUGUUUGCCAAAGCACAAGGAAAUUAUGAUAUGGAAGAGGAUGAAGGAUACCCCCAACCCCGUACGCUUUUACCCGAUUAUCAAGGUGUUUCUUUAUUUCCUACCGUUUGUGGAGCUUCUCCCCAUCCACGAUACGUGGACUAUUUUUUGACUGCCAGUUCUGAAUGUCCAGGAACCAUCCAACUAAUAAACGUUGCAGAAAAGGGUUCUAGCUCUAAUCCGCUACAGUUAGAUGGCUUGAUUGUAGACAUGGCUUGGCAUAAAAGUGGUAACUAUGUCGCCAUAAUAACGGAUUCCUCUCUCUAUAUUACAAAAGUAAUGGGUUAAAGAUAGAUCGAAUAAAUGAAAGAAAGCUAUUACGAACGAAUAUUAGAAGUAGAUAUUAAACACUAUUAUACAAUUCAAUUCCAUGUUGUCUUUUUUCC